This is a messenger RNA of Coregonus sp. 'balchen', 9117 nucleotides long. NCBI's taxonomy places the organism in Eukaryota, Metazoa, Chordata, Actinopteri, Salmoniformes, Salmonidae. The record is from the annotation of a GenBank genome assembly.
AUGCUGCGUGCGUCUGGGCAGAGUGAGGUAUGGAGCGACGCUCGGCCGGAGGACAAGUUCCAUCAGUACGGCUGGCGCUGCGGAACCAGCGAGGACGGAUAUGGUACCGGGACUCUGAUCGGUAACUGGGUCGAACAACAAAAAGACAGCACUCAAUCCCGGAAAGCCAGACCCCUACCUUCACAGGUUAGACCCCUACCUUCACAGGUUAGACCCCUACCUUCACAGGUUAGACCCCUUCACAUUUUAGCCCCAUUCACAGGUUAGACCCCUUCACAUUUUAGCCCCCUUCACAGGUUAGACCCCUUCACAGGUUAGACCCCUUCACAGGUCAGACCCCUACCUUUACAGGUUAGACUCCUAUUUUCACGUCAGACUCCUACCUUUACAAGUUAGACUUCUCAGGUUAGUGGGGGGGACUUAACCUGGCGGGGGUCUGGGGGAGGGCGGGGGUCUGAGGGAGGGUGGGGGUCUGGGGGAGGGCGGGGGACUGGGGGGGGUCUGGGGGAGGGCGGGGGGUUAGGGGGAGGGCGGGGGUCUGGGGGAGGGCGGGGGACUGGGGGGGGUCUGGGGGGGGUCUGGGGGAGGGCGGGGGUCUGGGGGGGGGUCUGGGGGAGGGCGGGGGUCUGGGGGAGGAAUUAUUUUGGGCAUCUAAAGCUCAUUUCCUGCAUUUUUACACAAUCCAAUAUGCCGUCUCCAUUUAGAACAAAAAUGAAUCAACUUUUUAAAAACGACAAAGACUUUUGAUUUAUUAAGACAUCCUCUAUAACCAGCCAGACUGACCAGCCAGACCGACCAGCCAGACCGACCAGCCAGACCGACCAGCCAGACCGACCAGCCAGACCGACCAGCCAGACCGACCACCAGACUGACCACCAGCCGACCAGUCAGCCCGACCAGCCGAACCGACCAGCCAGACCGACCAGCCAGACCGACCAUCGCCCAGACCCACCAGCCAGACCGACCAGCCAGACCGACCAGCCAGACCGACCAGCCAGACCGACCAGUCAGCCCGACCAGCCAGCCCGACCAGCCAGACCGACCAGUCAGCCCGACCAGCCAGACCGACCAGCCAGACCGACCAGCAGACCGACCAGCCAGACCGACCCAGUCGACCGCGACCAGCCAGACCGACCAGUCAGCCCGACCAGUCAGCCCGACCAGCCAGACCGACCAGCCAGACCGACCAGCCAGACUGACCAGCCAGACCGACCAGUCAGCCCGACCAGCCAGACCGACCAGCCAGACCGACCAGCCAGACCGACCAGCCAGACUGACCAGCCAGCCCGAGCUGCCUACACACCCGACCCCCACCUGUCUAGUCAAUAACUCAACUCUCUCCCAAUACAAUUUCCUUCCCAUUUCACACCUUAAAAAUGUUUCUGAGUGGCGCAGUGGUCUAAGGCACUGCUUUGCAGUGCUAACUGUGCCACUAGAGAUCCUGGUUCGAAUCCAGGCUCUGUCGCAGCCGGCCGCGACCGGGAGACUCAUGGGCGGCGCACAAUUGGCCCAGGGUAGGGGAGGGAAUGGCCGGCAGGGAUGUAGCUCAGUUGAUAGAGCAUGGCGUUUGCAACGCCAGGGUUGUGGGUUCGAUUCCCACGGGGGGCCAGUAUAAAAAAAAAAAAAUGUAUUCACUAACUGUAAGUCGCUCUGGAUAAGAGCGUCUGCUAAAUGACUAAAAUGUAAUGUCAAUGUUUUACUCCCAAGGGAAAGGUUUAAAAUAUAUAUAUAUAUACACAUGCAGUACACCUCAAAUAUACAUGAACACACAGAAACAGCAAAUCCACCAUAUAAUUAAUCUCAUAGGUCUAAUAGUACUGUAGAGCUUUUUACUUCCACCCAAUACAGCUGGGUCGCCCCGUCCUGCCCCUAGGGGUCCACGGCCCUGCAGCGCCCCAACCCAACACACCCCACUCAGCUGGGUCACCCCGUCCUGCCCCUAGGGGUCCACGGCCCUGCAGCGCCCCAACCCAACACACCCCACUCAGCUUUAGGAUCUUAGUGAAACAUUCAUUAUUGGUUUCAGGUGUGUUAGGCCAGAGUGACAACCCACAGGACGGCAGACCCCCAGGGCCAGGACUGAGCAGCCCAGCAGCUAGGGAUUGCCUUAAGAGGUAUCUCCCCUGACGUGGGCAUGUUUUCAAUACAGACUCCUUUAGUCGUACUGUAUUCCAUAUAAGGCAUUAUUGCCCAGUAUACCCUUAAUGCAAAUAGUCCGGGUAGCCAUGAUUAGCUGUUCAGGAGUCUUAUGGCUUGGGGGUAGAAGCUGUUAAGAAGCCUUUUGGACCUAGACUUGGCGCUCCUGUACCUCUUGGCGUCCAGUAUCAACAUUUCCAAGUGAACAAAAGCAGGGAGAAGGGAGAAUCUGUAGACAUGCUGAGAUAAAAGAACAUACUCUUUGCCAGAAUUCAGUCAGCCUUCACAAGACCAUAACAUGCAAAUAUGUCCCCUUUGUGUUUUACACCUCCAGCAGAGGAAUGACAUUUCUGAGUGCAUGUUAUUCAGUUUCACUGGCAUAUAGUACGUUCUAUGGAUGGCCUUAAACUGCAGUAAUUUAUGUAUGAGAUGAUAUGAAGAUGACUGGGCAUUCUAACAUAUCUGUAUCCAUUCAUCAUCAUCAAUAGCGUCUCCCAGGUCUCCUGUUUUGUAUCAUCGGGAAAAGCCUCUAUCAACCCUUGAUACAGUUUGGAAAUCAACUUUGGAGGUUUGUCAGACUGCCUUUAAAUAGUUUCAAUCUUUGAAGCAUCUUGCUUGUCCAGUGUUUGCUGCACAGAGAGAAUAAAGUGUUGUAUCUGCAAACAAUCACCUCAGCUCCGUCACAGACGGGUCUUCCCUGGCUGCCUGACCCUGACUGGUCUUCCCUGGCUGCCUGACCCUGACUGGUCUUCCCUGGCUGCCUGACCCUGACGGGUCUUCCCUGGCUGCCUGACCCUGACUGGUCUUCCCUGGCUGCCUGACCCUGACUGGUCUUCCCUGGCUGCCUGACCCUGACGGGUCUUCCCUGGCUGCCUGACCCUGACUGGUCUUCCCUGGCUGCCUGACCCUGACUGGUCUUCCCUGGCUGCCUGACCCUGACUGGUCUUCCCUGGCUGCCUGACCCUGACUGGUCUUCCCUGGCUGCCUGACCCUGACGGGUCUUCCCUGGCUGCCUGACCCUGACUGGUCUUCCCUGGCUGCCUGACCCUGACUGGUCUUCCCUGGCUGCCUGACCCUGACGGGUCUUCCCUGGCUGCCUGACCCUGACUGGUCUUCCCUGGCUGCCUGACCCUGACGGGUCUUCCCUGGCUACCUGACCCUGCUGAGACCCCCGUCACCACCUGAUCCUCCUAAAAUGAGGCAUGAUAAAGAAUUACCUUGGUGUACAUUUACACAUUAUAUUAUCCAAGAAUAGAAUCAAUGGUUCAAUCAUUGAAAUGACCAUUAUUCCCAGAUCCCAGACUGUGGCUUUAAGCUGCUGUCCUGUAGCUACUGUAGGUGUCCCCAUCAAUUCAAGAUGGAACUUUAUAUCAUUCACUGAUAUUGUUAAUAUACUGUCAAAUUCCCCUGAGCUCCGUAGACUGGUCUUCCCUGGCUGUCUCACCCUGCUGGGACACCUGUCCCCAUCUGAUCCUGCUAAGACAUGAUGAGCAUAGUGUUGUGUACUGACGGCACUAGAGGGCUGUGGCUCCGACAGAGAUCACUGCGGCGCGAUCUGCAUUUUUCAUGCUGCAGGCAGUAAGACAGAUGACUUUGGGAUGAAAAUAUUUUUGUUAUCCCACAGAUUAUUUGGAAACGGUCCUCUUUCUGUUUUGUAUGCGUUAGCCUGACUAUUGUAUUAAAACACAUCUUUUUUACAUUACUCACACACUCAGAAUUCUCUGCUUCAACUUCAGUAUCCUCCCUCUCCUAGUUGGGCGGGAGAGUUCAAGUGCACCUAGUAUGUGUGGUCUCUUUGAAAUAGAGUAGGCUGCCUACAUGGGUGGAGAAUCACCUGGCAGUUAACUGGAAUAUGAGAUAGAGUAGGCUGCCUACAUGGGUGGAGAAUCACCUGGCAGUUAACUGGAAUAUGAGAUAGAGUAGGCUGCCUACAUGGGUGGAGAAUCACCUGGCAGUUAACUGGAAUAUGAGAUAGAGUAGGCUGCCUACAUGGGUGGAGAAUCACCUGGCAGUUAACUGGAAUAUGAGAUAGAGUAGGCUGCCUACAUGGGUGGAGAAUCACCUGGCAGUUAACUGGAAUAUGAGAUAGAGUAGGCUGCCUACAUGGGUGGAGAAUCACAUGGCAGUUAACUGGAAUAUGAGAUAGAGUAGGCUGCCUACAUGGGUGGAGAAUCACCUGGCAGUUAACUGGAAUAUGAGAUAGAGUAGGCUGCCUACAUGGGUGGAGAAUCACCUGGCAGUUAACUGGAAUAUGAGAUAGAGUAGGCUGCCUACAUGGGUGGAGAAUCACCUGGCAGUUAACUGGAAUAUGAGAUAGAGUAGGCUGCAUACAUGGGUGGAGAAUCACCUGGCAGUUAACUGGAAUAUGAGAUAGAGUAGGCUGCCUACAUGGGUGGAGAAUCACAUGGCAGUUAACUGGAAUAUGAGAUAGAGUAGGCUGCCUACAUGGGUGGAGAAUCACCUGGCAGUUAACUGGAAUAUGAGAUAGAGUAGGCUGCCUACAUGGGUGGAGAAUCACCUGGCAGUUAACUGGAAUAUGAGAUAGAGUAGGCUGCCUACAUGGGUGGAGAAUCACCUGGCAGUUAACUGGAAUAUGAGAUAGAGUAGGCUGCAUACAUGGGUGGAGAAUCACCUGGCAGUUAACUGGAAUAUGAGAUAGAGUAGGCUGCCUACAUGGGUGGAGAAUAACCUGGCAGUUAACUGGAAUAUGAAAUAGAGUAGGCUGCCUACAUGGGUGGAGAAUCACCUGGCAGUUAACUGGAAUAUGAGAUAGAGUAGGCUGCCUACAUGGGUGGAGAAUUACCUGGCAGUUAACUGGAAUAUGAGAUAGAGUAGGCUGCCUACAUGGGUGGAGAAUCACCUGGCAGUUAACUGGAAUAUUAAAUUAACUUAAAUAUGAUUAGUUUACUACAGUGUCUGUAAAAAAAAUAUUGAUAAUGGAAAGAAGUGGAGGUCGCUCAACCAACGUGAGUCGAAGUACAAUCUAUAUAUAUUUUUUAUCUUUGUUGAAAAGGAAAAGGCACAACGUGCACAUAGGUUAGGUUACUAUGGUGAGCAUAGGUUAGGUUACUAUGGUGAGCAUAGGUUAGGUUACUAUGGUGAGCAUAGGUUAGGUUACUAUGGUGAGCAUAGGUUAGGUUACUAUGGUGAGCAUAGGUUAGUCUACUAUGGUGAGCAUAGGUUAGGUUACUAUGGUGAGCAUAGGUUUGGUUACUAUGGUGAGCAUAGGUUUGGUUACUAUGGUGAGCAUAGGUUAGGUUACUAUGGUGAGCAUAGGUUAGGUUACUAUGGUGAGCAUAGGUUAGGUUACUAUGGUGAGCAUAUGUUAGUCUACUAUGGUGAGCAUAGGUUAGGUUACUAUGGUGAUCAUAGGUUAGGUUACUAUGGUGAUCAUAGGUUAGGUUACUAUGGUGAGCAUAGGUUAGGUUACUAUGGUGAGCAUAGGUUAGUCUACUAUGGUGAGCAUAGGUUAGGUUACUAUGGUGAGCAUAGGUUAGGUUACUAUGGUGAGCAUAGGUUAGUCUACUAUGGUGAGCAUAGGUUAGGUUACUAUGGUGAGCAUAGGUUAGUCUACUAUGGUGAGCAUAGGUUAGGUUACUAUGGUGAGCAUAGGUUAGUAUACUAUGGUGAGCAUAGGUUAGUCUACUAUGGUGAGCAUAGGUUAGGUUACUAUGGUGAGCAUAGGUUAGGUUACUAUGGUGAGCAUAGGUUAGGUUACUAUGGUGAGCAUAGGUUAUGUUACUAUGGUGAGCAUAGGUUAGUCUACUAUGGUGAGCAUAGGUUAGUCUACUAUGGUGAGCAUAGGUUAGGUUACUAUGGUGAGCAUAGGUUAGGUUACUAUGGUGAGCAUAGGUUAGGUUACUAUGGUGAGCAUAGGUUAGGUUACUAUGGUGAGCAUAGGUUAGGUUACUAUGGUGAGUAUAGGUUAGUCUACUAUGGUGAGCAUAGGUUAGGAUACUAUGGUGAGCAUAGGUUAGGUUACUAUGGUGAGCAUAGGUUUGGUUACUAUGGUGAGCAUAGGUUUGGUUACUAUGGUGAGCAUAGGUUAGGUUACUAUGGUGAGCAUAGGUUAGGUUACUAUGGUGAGCAUAGGUUAGGUUACUAUGGUGAGCAUAGGUUAGUCUACUAUGGUGAGCAUAGGUUAGGCUACUAUGGUGAGCAUAGUUUAGGUUACUAUGGUGAGCAUAGGUUAGGUUACUAUGGUGAGCAUAGGUUAGGUUACUAUGGUGAGCAUAGGUUAGGUUACUAUGGUGAGCAUAGGUUAGGUUACUAUGGUGAGCAUAGGUUAGUCUACUAUGGUGAGCAUAGGUUAGUCUACUAUGGUGAGCAUAGGUUAGGUUACUAUGGUGAGCAUAGGUUUGGUUACUAUGGUGAGCAUAGGUUAGUCUACUAUGGUGAGCAUAGGUUAGGUUACUAUGGUGAGCAUAGGUUAGGUUACUAUGGUGAGCAUAGGUUAGUCUACUAUGGUGAGCAUAGGUUAGGCUACUAUGGUGAGCAUAGGUUAGGUUACUAUGGUGAGCAUAGGUUAGGUUACUAUGGUGAGCAUAGGUUAGGUUACUAUGGUGAGCAUAGGUUAGGUUACUAUGGUGAGCAUAGGUUAGGUUACUAUGGUGAGCAUAGGUUAGUUACUAUGGUGAGCAUAGGUUAGGUCUACUAUGGUGAGCAUAGGUUAGGUUACUAUGGUGAGCAUAGGUUAGUCUACUAUGGUGAGCAUAGGUUAGGUCUACUAUGGUGAGCAUAGGUUAGGUUACUAUGGUGAGCAUAGGUUAGGUUACUAUGGUGAGCAUAGGUUAGGUUACUAUGGUGAGCAUAGGUUAGGUUACUAUGGUGAGCAUAGGUUAGUCUACUAUGGUGAGCAUAGGUUAGGUUACUAUGGUGAGCAUAGGUUAGGUUACUAUGGUGAGCAUAGGUUAGGUUACUAUGGUGAGCAUAGGUUAGGUUACUAUGGUGAGCAUAGGUUAGGCUACUAUGGUGAGCAUAGGUUAGGUUACUAUGGUGAGCAUAGGUUAGUCUACUAUGGUGAGCAUAGGUUAGGUUACUAUGGUGAGCAUAGGUUAGGUUACUAUGGUGAGCAUAGGUUAGGUUACUAUGGUGAGCAUAGGUUAGGUUACUAUGGUGAGUAUAGGUUAGUGUACUAUGGUGAGCAUAGGUUAGGUUACUAUGGUGAGCAUAGGUUAGGUUACUAUGGUGAGCAUAGGUUAGGUUACUAUGGUGAGCAUAGGUUAGGUUACUAUGGUGAGCAUAGGUUAGGCUACUAUGGUGAGCGAGCGUUGCGCCUUUUCAUUUUCAAUAAGUAUUGAUUAUCCAGACCAUUAUUCCUCCUCCAUCAAACUUUACAGUUGGCACUAUGCAUUGGGGCAGGUAGCGUUCUCCUGGCAUCCACCAAACCCAUAUUCGUCCUUCAGACUGCCAGAUGGUGAUGCGUGAUUCAUCACUCCAGAGAACGCGUUUCCACUGCUCCAGAGUCCAAUGGCGGCGAGCUUUACACCACUCCAGCAUGGGGAUCUUAGGUUUGGCUGCUUGGCCAUGGAAACCCAUUUAAUGAAGCUCCUGACAAACAGUUAUUGUGCAGACGUUGCUUCCAGGGGCAGUUUGGAAUUCAGUAGUGAGUGUUGCAACCGAGGACAGACGAUGUUUACGUGCUACGUGCUUCAGCACUCGGCGGUCCCGUUCUGUGAGCUUGUGUGGCCUACCACUUCACGGAUGAUCCAUUGUUGCACCUAGACCAGGGUUCCCCAACUGGCAGCCCACAGGCCGAAUUUGGCCCGCGGGUGGUUUUAUUUGCCCCCCCCCCCCCCCCCCUCCCCACACAGUUUUCUGAGCAAAAAAAAAACUAUGGAACUGUUUGUUGGACCUAAAAGACUGUAAAAAAAAACACCAGGAAAUCAGCUCCAAGUGAUUUUAAUUUGAGAAAUCUGUUCCCAAGUAUUCCCACACAUAGUAGAGAGACAAGUGAUAGAAUACAAAUGUAAGCAAGGUUUGAAAUGUUUAUGUUUUAGUCAAACAUUAUAUAUGUUUGGGCUUCUUGCGGUCAAUUUGCGGUCUACAAAUUAUUUGUAAUUAUGUUCCGGCCCCCCGACCAUCUGCUCCAGAAGAAAUCGGCCCGCGGCUGAAUUUAGUUGAUGAUCCCUGUCCUAGACGUUUCCACUUCACAAUAACAGCAUUUACAGUUGACCGGGGCAGCUCUAGCAGGGCAGAAAUAUGAUGAACUGACUUGUUGGAAAGGUGGCAUCCUAUGACGGUGCCAUGCUGAAAGUCACUGGGCUCUUCAGGAAGGCCCUUCUACUGCCAAUGUUUGUCUAUGGAGAUUGCGUGGCUGUGUGCUGGAUUUUAUACACCUUUCAGCAACGGUUGUGGUUGAAAUAGCCGAAUCCACUAAGUUGAAGGGUGUCCACAUACUUUUGGCCAUAUAGUGUAUAUGUACCUAUUCCACCUCCUGAUAUCUGUCCUCCUCCUCUUCCACAGUUCUCUCACUACUUCGACUCCACCUACUCCUCCUCCUUUAACCGUGAAGAGAAGAGACCCAUCUACAGCUGUGAAUAAUACUACUGCAUAUUACUGAGUAUUACUGAGUAUUACUGCAUAUUACUGAGUAUUACUGAAUAUUACUGAGUAUUACUGAAUAGUACUGAAUAUUACUGAGUACUACUGAAUAGUACUGAAUAUUACUGAGUACUACUGAAUAUUACUGAGUAUUAUUGAAUAGUACUGAAUAUUACUGUGUAUUACUGAAUAUUACUGAGUAUUACUGAAUAGUACUGAAUAGUACUGAAUAUUACUGAGGAUUACUGAUGCUAAUAGUAUUUUGUCAUAAUAUUACUGAUAAUGUAAUAAUAAUGUAUGUGUGUGUUCCAGUGAGGAAGGAGUCCAAGAGUUUCCCGGGCCACCAGCUGGAGUUAGACCCCCCUGUGAAGCUGCAGGAUGCUAGGGUACAGCAGGAGAACACUGCAGGCAGAGCAGCAGGAUGCUAGGGUACAACAG